CUCCAGCUCCCGGCAGUCCGGAAGUCGGUGCCGCCCCGCCCCUGGCAGUCCGGAAGUCAGUCGCCCCACCCCCGACCCCGGAAGUCGGCGGCUGGUUGUCCGCCGCGAGGUCCCGGCCCUGCGCUCGCGCCCGCCGGGUCGUGCGCUCGCCCGUCUCCUGUUGAGAGUGGUGCCCUCGCGGUCCAGGGAUGUACAUGCAGGUGGAGUCACGCACCAGCUCCUGCCUCCAUCUGAAGAGGGCUCCAGGCAUCAGGUCCUGGUCUCUGCUUGUUGGAAUCUUGUCUAUUGGCCUGGCUGCCGCCUACUACAGUGGAGAUAGUCUGGGCUGGAAACUCUUCUACGUUACGGGCUGCCUGUUCGUGGCCGUGCAGAACCUGGAGGACUGGGAGGAAGCUGUCUUCAACAAGGGCACCGGGAAGGUUGUGCUGAAGACGUUCAGCUUGUAUAAGAAGCUGCUGACUCUUUUCCGAGCUGGUCACGACCAAGUGGUGGUCCUACUGAAUGACAUCCGGGACGUGAACGUGGAGGAGGAGAAGGUCCGCUAUUUCGGGAAGGGCUACGUGGUGGUGCUGCGGCUUGUGACGGGCUUUUCCCACCCUCUCACCCAGAGUGCCAUCAUGGGUCACCGCAGUGACGUGGAAGCCAUUGCCAAGCUUAUUGCAACCUUCCUGGAACUGCACCGCCUUGAGAGCCCCGUGGAGCUGUCUCAGAGCAGUGACAGUGAGGCUGAUGGUCCAGGGAGCCAGAGCUGAUGCCCGCAGAGCCCCUGGCCUUGGUUCUGGUGGCACCCUCGUGGGCCUCCUGGGCCACCAGCAAGUCUUCCUCCAGCGCCUGGCUGUGUCCCUGGCAGCCCCGGGGUGGGACCCUCAGCCAUUCCUGCUGCUUGCUUCUGUCCUCUGAGGACGCCACAGGCUGGACUUGCUCUGCGGGCUUUGAGGUGUCCGGGGAGGGCAUGAGCCUCAGAUCUGCCUCUUCCUGGCAUCGGACAGCUCCAGACUGGGCAGCGUGGGGACCGGGUCUCUGGAAUGGGAAGGAUGCCCAGGCUCCCCAGGGUGGGGAGGAAGGUUUGCCAGCACUGGCUCCCCCUGAGCUGUUCAACCCCCUGGUGCAGCAGGUGAGCACAGGGCCAGCAGCUGGAUCAGGCUCUGAGGAUGCCCAUGCUGGCGUAUUGUCCCCCAGGAAUCCCAGUGCUCCCUACACACAACCUCCCUUCCCCGGCUGGAUGUCCUCAUUGGUUAGAGAGGUCCUUCCUUGCCCAGGGUCUGCAGGGCCCAGGGCAGAUGGCGAGGGUCCUGUCUGGCUGUGUGCACUGUGGCCACGCCUGAGACCUCCCCAGCCCACAGACAGCAGUCUCCACCCAGGAUCACGGCUGGGCUGUCACAGGGCAGAGAAGGCCUCAGCCUAGCCGAAGCCUGCUGGUCACGAGGAGGCUCUCUUGGCUUCACGGUGGGCCUAAGCCAGGGCAUCUCCCUUAAGAAUCAGGUCCUGGCUUCUUGAACCCAGGCAAGAGGUGGGCUGGGCCCACAGCUGCCCCUCAGUGGGGCCCAGGGCCGCAGGGCGGCAAGGGCACCUCUGAGCAGGCCCUCAGGAGGCUGUGUCUAGGAAUGGUCAGGACACAGAGCACUGCAGUGUCCCCAGGCCCUGGGUGAGUGAGGACAGUAGUUUCUAGGAAGCGAGAGAAACGAGACACUCCCUCUUCUCCAUGGUGGCCGCCAACUAGCCCUGAUUUGAGAACAUAGUCAUUUAUACAAGCCAAAGUUAGGUUUUUAAGUCGUUAAGUCUGAAAGCCUUUUUCUAAAAUAAAGUAUGAAAUGUCAUAA
Neofelis nebulosa (Clouded leopard) is the source of this 1820-nucleotide messenger RNA. RefSeq names its product cytochrome b-245 chaperone 1. The transcript is spliced from 7 exons. The record is from RefSeq and is a predicted model, not a curated record. The coding region runs from base 189 to 752 and encodes 187 amino acids. NCBI's taxonomy places the organism in Eukaryota, Metazoa, Chordata, Mammalia, Carnivora, Felidae.